CGCGCCUUCUUGCACUCCAUAUCGGGGGAUCUCAAGAGCUCAUGGACUCAUGUCUGCCGUAAUCUAUAACACAUCCCCAUCGGACCUCUCCUUAUGUCGCAUCUAUUCCUGACGUCCUCGUGCCUCUCUUCUCUUUAUCAAUCCUUAUACAUCACUCUCAGUACAUACAUCUUUCCACCCCGCGUGCUUACGCCUAGCCACGGCCUCGGACACGCUUUCGCAUACCACUUCUAUGGCUUCGACCCCGGACUUAUACGAAACACUCAUCGUAUACCAUACUUCACAAUCAUCGGAUUGCAUGAGCUGCUGUAUUAUUACCUCAAUUGUACGUGCAUGCUCGUGUACCUUGAACACUUCCUGGAUCGCGCUUCGAGCACGGCAACGAACUCGUGCUGAUCCUGCACCCAACCGUGACACUACUCCUUUUGGAACGGAGAAUGCCGAG
Molecule: messenger RNA, 445 nt
Organism: Schizophyllum commune H4-8
Lineage: Eukaryota; Fungi; Basidiomycota; Agaricomycetes; Agaricales; Schizophyllaceae
Exons: 1
Coding region: 94-396 (100 amino acids)
Source: RefSeq, a predicted model, not a curated record